AUGGGUGAAGUCGUGGACAAUGGCUCAAGCACCUUGGCCAAACCAUGGGCAACGCUAGGUGAAACCAUGGGAUACACCAUGGGCAGCGCUAUGGGCAACACCAUGGGCGGCACCAUGGCCAAUGGAGAGGGCAACAUCAACAAUAGGGAUGCGAUGGGCACUAGGCAGAGUGGCACCAAUGACGCAAGAGGUAGACAGGGAGGCAUUAGAGUAUUAGGCAAAAGUGGCAUUACCAUAGGCGACUCCAUGGAUGACGCUGGUGUAGGUGACGGUGUUGGGGAGCUAGGUACCAGCACAGGUAGGGAGCUAGGCAAUGACGUUGGGGUGUUGGGCAAUGGUGUGCAAUUGACUGGUGUCGGUGGAGAACGGUGGGCUAACGUCAGUAUGUAG
Molecule: messenger RNA, 390 nt
Organism: Ilex paraguariensis (yerba mate)
Lineage: Eukaryota; Viridiplantae; Streptophyta; Magnoliopsida; Aquifoliales; Aquifoliaceae
Source: the annotation of a GenBank genome assembly